This is a messenger RNA of Linum tenue, 1102 nucleotides long. The record is from the annotation of a GenBank genome assembly. Lineage: Eukaryota; Viridiplantae; Streptophyta; Magnoliopsida; Malpighiales; Linaceae.
CUCGAAUCUCGUUGAGAAAUAAAAAAAAGGCCAUCAUAAACCACAAAAAUUUUGAUAAUAAUUGAGAACGAAAAGGAUCCAAAAAAAGUUCAUAGAAUUAUGAACAAGGAAGAGGAUAAAAGACCAUGGGCUGAUAUAUGUCCAGAUCUCUUGGAUUCCAUCUACAACAGACUCUCGUCGCAUGUUGACGGUACUCACUUCGGCGACGUAUGUAAGAAUUGGCACAAAGUCCACUCUCACAUCGUCCUUUUCAAUCGUCGACCUGUGUUGAUCAAGAAAAGAAAUUUGUACAGCUCGGACGUCAUGCAAGUAUGGGAUGGUAAUCGACUUGUCCUCCAACGAUGUCGUGAAUCUCAAAUCCCAUAUUGGCUUGCAGAUGUAGACAUAAGGAUCCUUGGGACGGCGGGUGUGUGGUUGCUUAUAAAAGUGCGUGAUGCUUUUUUGGGCUGGUACAAUCCUCUACUCCGAUGUCCUGCAAACUACAUCAGUCUUCCCAACCCGAGACUCGUCAAUGCUCGUGGUGUAUGGCGAUCGUUAUUUCUGCAUGUUUCGUCGUCGAAAAAAUGUUGAAUUUGAGCAAAAAACAUAUGAUUUCUCCUUGGGUGUGAAAAAAGUACAAACAUGCCUCAGCGUGGGAUACAAAGAUGGUAGAUUCUUUUGUUUAUUUGAAAUGGGAGAUAUGUUGAUUUUUAGCAUCGACGAGAAUGACACCAGGAUGUUAUUGGCUGCGACUAAGCCUCUGCUUUCCGAACAACUCCAACGAUGGGACAGUUUGACUGUAGUGGCGAUUGUGGUGGCCAAAAUAAUCAGAGCUGCAAAUUAUCAAUACCAUGAGGUAGAAGAAGUGAUAGGGUUUAGGCUUGUCACUCGUUGGGGGCGAGAUCGUGAGGGGAGCUUCCGGCUAGUAACAUCGGAGGAAAAUCUUAUGACAUCGACCGAUCUAUUAUUGGAGAAUAACAAUGAUAAUGACUUGGAGGAAAACAAUAUAACAGGAGUGAUUUUAGUGAAAGACCCAUUGCCAUUGAAGAGGAAUUUCGACAUAUAUUAUUGGUACAUAUUGUAUGCUCUUUUUUUCAUACUAGUCUUGUGUUUUAUGGUUUGG